AUGAAAGGAUCACAUGCUCUAGUAUUUGCCGGUUUUAUUCACACCUUCACAUUAGCCAACGACAUAGGAGCAGAAGGAUAUUUUGACCCUAGCGAUGGUGAAGCGUGGGAAUUGAACUAUGGUUAUUAUCCAUAUCGCUCAUACCAAACCACCGACCUUAUCUCGCCACAAUUCAGGACUCUGGUUGACUCACCUGAGUGCCACGAUGACCGACAUGUAUUUUUUACCCCUCGAGGAUUCUCCAUUGCGGCACCCGGACCGAUGAUUGUGGACAGUCACGGCGAACUUAUCUGGGCAAAGAGUACAGAAGGACAGGCCUAUGACUUGAAAGUGCAGGAAUACGAAGGCAAACAGUAUUUGACAUACUGGCAAGGUGACGACAGGAUUCGAGGCCAUGGUGCCGGAGACUAUUACAUGGUACGCUCUGUCCAGCACGUCAGCAUCCACAAAGUGCUAACAUGCCCANNGCUCAAUACUGGCUACCAAGAAGUGCACAAGAUCUCAGCUCUCAACGGUCUGACAGCCGAUCUUCACGAACUCGUCAUUACACCUCAAGGCACAGCGCUGCUCACUGUCUAUGAAGUCUAUCCGCACGAUCUGAGCGAGCUUCGCAACUUCGAGGAGUGGGAAGAAGAUCCACAUUACAUAUGGGACAGUCUUUUCCAAGAGAUCGACAUCGAAACCAACGAGCUUCUGUUCCAGUGGCGCGCAUCAGAUCAUUAUUCCAUCAGCGAAACCUUCAAAGCGAUAGGAGGUACGGGCACCUUGAACGAGCCUUUUGAUUGGUAUCACAUCAAUUCUGUGAAGAAAGACGAAUUCGACAACUACCUGGUCUCCGCCCGCUAUACACACACUGUAACUUAUAUCAACGGUACUUCCGGGGACAUCAUCUGGAUUUUGGGAGGCAAGCGCAACAUGUUUAAAGACCUCGAUGACGGCCUCGCGACAUCUUUCAGCUGGCAGCACGACGCUCGAUUCCAAGANAAGAAGGCUUUCCCCGAGCUUUUCCACGAAGACAUCGCGCUCCAUGGCAGNCAAAAAGAGGUGGACGGUGUCACGAAGCAGCUCGUCACUCUNUUUGACAAUAGUGCCGAAGAUAUCGAACAUACACUUGACUCGUCUCGUGGCCUUUUGCUCGAGAUCACAUAUCCUUCUGCUCAUUCGCCAUUACCACAACAUGACCUCGCCAAACGCGAUGCCGCCCAGACCCAGGACGACAGGUAUCUAGCCAAGAUCAUUCGAUCGUAUGUCCAUCCUCAGGGCCCUCUGUCAACCAGUCAAGGUUCGCUACAGGUAGUACCCUCCGAGGAUGACAAGACAGACUCAAAGGUCUUCGUCGGCUAUGGAUACAAUGCUAUCUUGUCCGAGUUCAGUGCAGAUGGCACUCUCUUGUGCGACAAUCAUUUCGCGACUAAUUACUCAUGGGGUACUGGCCAGGUCCAAUCUUACCGUGCUUUUAAAUUUUCCUGGACCGGUCGCCCUGUGGAUCCUCCUACAGCAGUGCUCUCAACGGACGGCCAAGUCUAUGUUAGCUGGAAUGGAGCCACAGAGGUCAGAGGAUGGGUUCUGCAACACACCCGUACAUUGUCUGCCGCCGAGGACGCCUGGAAGAACGUCCUCGAUGUCGACAAAUUCGGCUUCGAGACUGUCAUUGAUAUCGAGGACGUCGAUCUACUUCGGUACAUCCGAGUCAAAGCGGUUGAUCAAGAUGGUGUGAUGUUGGGUGUGUCAAGGGAGAUUGACAUGGGCUGGAGUGCUGUUUUGACAAGCUCCGUGCCACAACUCAAUGCCAUUGAUAUGGCACCCAUCAAGCUGAUCAUGUUGAUCUGUAUCAACGUCACGAUCGUGUUUGUUAUGUACGAGCUCUGCAGGCGUCUCUAUACGUGGCGUCAGACUCGCAAAUGGCGGCAAAGAAGAGGCAUCCGCUUGUUGUCUGACGCAUAG
This is a messenger RNA of Aureobasidium musti, 1944 nucleotides long. Lineage: Eukaryota; Fungi; Ascomycota; Dothideomycetes; Dothideales; Saccotheciaceae. The record is from the annotation of a GenBank genome assembly.